AUGACAAUCGCGCACUCAGAGCAGGAUGAGUACAACUUGCAGGAGGCAUGGGACCGGGUCUGCACCUCGUUCAUGCAGACCACCCACGCCGACCUCAAGACCGCCCCCACCAAAUACACCAUCGAGGAGGUUCUGGACCAGAUCCGCGCCAAGCAAGAUGAGGUAAACGAAAAGAAUGCCAAAUACCAAGAGCUCAAGACCGUAAUGAACAAGACGUUGACCUUUGUUGGACUGUUGGGUGGGAUUGCCGCACAAGGCGCGAGUAUGGUCUUCGCCCCCAGCAGCCUUUGCUUCAACGCGGUCGCAUACCUGAUCAACACCGGUGCCAGAUACAAGCGGGUUUUUAGCAGUUUGGCGGAACUCUUCCGGAAGGUUUCGGAUAUGUUGGACCGCCUCCAGAUCUAUAUGCGUGUGCCGCCCGAUGCGGUGGACAUUGCCCUGCGGAGGAUCAUCAACGACCAACUGCUUUGCUUUGUGGAUAUCUGUGCACUGUCGAUCAAGGUGCUGAAGAGGCACAAGGUUCUGAUCACUAUCAAGGUUUUCGCCUUUGGUGAGGAUGAGGGCGUAAGCGGGCAGCUGGCUCGGUUGGAAAGCCUGGUCGAGCGAGAAUCCCAGAUGCGGGCAACUCUGGGGAUUGAAUCGCAGAAGAUCAGCGAGAGGGGCAUCCUUGAGACUAAGGAGGGAACCAAGAAGAUCAAUGUCACCGUGACUGAAAUCUUGGAUUUAGAAAAGAAACGAGAUACAGAUCAGCACACGAAGAAGGAAUUGGAGGAUCUGGAUAGGACCCUCGACAGGCCGAGCGAAAGCUGGCGGUCUUCAAGGGACACUCCAAAAGACUUCCCGGAACUCAACCAGCUCACCAGGGCAUAUUGCUUACUCUGCGACGAGAAGGACUUCCACGACAUCCUCUUCACUUUGGCCCGGACGAACAUCGAAACCUUUGAUAUGGCCUGCAAUCACUAUCGCAUGUCAAUCGCCCAUGCGACAGAUCAGUGUGUCAAGGCCAAAGAGGCGGGUGACGACGAGUGGGCGGAGGUCCAGCAGGGCCGCCAGGGAACUCUCAUGUACUACCAUGCGCUGCUGCGCUACGAACACGCCAACCAGGAUGUUGCAAGUAGGAUGAAUGCCAUCGAGGAGUGGGAACGUCUCUGGCAAAUGGAACAUACGGACCCUCUGGAACACGUCUACUAUGCGGUGAGACGGAGGCUCCCCCUCGCCUACUUUCACGAAGCGCAGCAGCAGCAGCAAUCUGAACGCACGGAAGCCCUCUGGCUGACCAAACUGGAGCAACUCGCGGAGCUGAGCACCGCGGAGUACCUCACCUGGGCCGACAAACAGUAUCCCGCGCGGCUGCUCGCCCGUUACCAUGCCCUGCGGGGUGACUUGGGGAAAGCCCAAGCCGUGCUACGCGCCCACGUCAAGAUCGGCCUUGACAUCCUCUCGGACACGGACCCGCUGAACGAUCCGGACGGAUAUUUCCGUCUCGCGUUCCACUUCAUGCUCGUGGACUUGGACGACGAGGCCCUGGCGGCGUGGUCGAUGAUUGUCCCCAAGCUCCUCGGCGGAGCAACAGGAGAUAAGGAUGUUCAGAAUGGGAAGCUCGAGGGCCCUCUCCAGGCCCAGUGUGAUGGGAAAUGCGGGACCACCUGGUCGUACGCAAAUGACUUCUACGUCUGCAAAGAAUGUCAGAAUGUCCAAUUUGACCGAGCUUGCUUGGAGCGGUUGCGCCAGGGGACACUGGAGCUGUGUGAUGUCUGUGCGCCGGACCACGAGAUGCUGUACGUCCCCGCAUAUGAUCCGGCCCGACGGGAGAGGGUCGGUGAAGGCAAUAUUCAGGUGGGAUCCGAGCCUGCCAUGUCGGUUGACGAGUGGGUCGCGCGGACCAGGCAGUACUGGGGAAUUAAAUCCUGA
This is a messenger RNA of Aspergillus brunneoviolaceus CBS 621.78, 1911 nucleotides long. RefSeq lists its product as uncharacterized. The record is from RefSeq and is a predicted model, not a curated record. Lineage: Eukaryota; Fungi; Ascomycota; Eurotiomycetes; Eurotiales; Aspergillaceae. The transcript is spliced from 3 exons. Bases 1 to 1911 code for a protein of 636 amino acids.